Symbiodinium pilosum is the source of this 381-nucleotide messenger RNA. The record is from the annotation of a GenBank genome assembly. NCBI's taxonomy places the organism in Eukaryota, Dinophyceae, Suessiales, Symbiodiniaceae.
AUGCCACCGGCCAUGCCGCAGGCCACUGCAGCGCAACCUGCGCCCCCACCACCUGCUCCCCCACUUCCUCCCGUGGCCGAAGAAAAGGCCGUGCCAGCCCAAGCCAGCGAGGUCCCCCAUACCCCAGCGGAGAAGCCGGCUCCCGAAACAGGUGAUGCCGAAACAGAGGCUCCUCUGCCAGCUGACGCACCUUCGGCCAAUGCGCCUCCUGAAGCUGCAGACGAAUCUGAGGCAACUCCGCCUUCGCCAGCAGAGUCACAGGAGCCAGAGGAGCGUGGCCAGGGCCUUCCAGCCCCAACUGCAGAGAUGAAACUGGCAACUGCAUGCUGUGGUCUUGGGAGUGAUGGCAAGAAUGACACGCGUGCAAAGUCAUGGCUCUAG